Molecule: messenger RNA, 1286 nt
Organism: Mustela erminea (ermine)
Lineage: Eukaryota; Metazoa; Chordata; Mammalia; Carnivora; Mustelidae
Gene: WHR1
Product: serine/threonine kinase 19
Exons: 5
Coding region: 113-883 (256 amino acids)
Biological process (GO): positive regulation of Ras protein signal transduction; protein phosphorylation
Molecular function (GO): protein serine/threonine kinase activity
Source: RefSeq, a predicted model, not a curated record
GCAGACCGGCCUCCCGGGAGCCUGAGGUCACUGCUCUGCGCCGGAAGACGCUGUCUCCUUGGCCCCUUGUCUCAACGCAGACCUCUUCCCCGGCCGCCUGACAUCCCGGGAUAUGAGCCGGAAGAGACAGCGCCUGGUCCCGGACGCCUUUGGGCUGAAGAGGCGGCGGGAGCGAGGACAGGCAGAGGCGGAUCCUCUAAGGGGCGAGUCGGGUAAGCGCGGCCGCCCCAGGGCGAGAUGGGGAGCGGCGGGCGGUGGGAGAACGGCGCCCCCCGCCCUCCUUCCCGCCGCAGUGACCGGGUCUCUCCGCCCAGGGUCGGCGCGCGCGGCGGUCGCCGAGCUGGUGCAGCUGUUCCCGCGAGGCCUGUUCGAGGACGCGCUGCCGCCCAUAGCGCUGAGGAGCCAGGUGUACAGCCUCGUGCCGGACCGGACGGUGGUCGACCGGCAGCUGGUCCUCAAGGCCUGCGAUGGCCGACCAUAUGCUGGGGCAGUGCAGAAGUUUCUGGCUUUGGUACUUCCAGCCUGUGGGGACCUUAGCUUCCAGCAAGACCAAAUGACACAGACCUUCGGCUUCAGGGACCCAGAGAUCACGCAGCUAGUGAAUGCUGGAGUGCUCACCGUCCGAGAUGCUGGGAGUUGGUGGCUGGCUGUGCCUGGCGCUGGGAGAUUCAUUAAAUAUUUUGUUAAAGGGCGCCAGGCUGUCCUUGGCAUGGUCCGGAAGGCCAAGUACCGGGAGCUACUCCUAUCAGAGCUCUUGGGCCGGCGGGCACCUGCCACGGUGCGACUCGGCCUCACCUACCACGUGCAUGACCUCAUUGGGGCGCAGCUGGUGGACUGUGUCUCCACCACUUCUGGAACUCUUCUCCGCCUGCCGGAGACAUGAGGAUUCUCCUCGUCAUUGCAUACCUCCCCAGAGUGGGGUGAGAGGGACCAGGAGUACUGUCAGUGGUGGCUGAGACAGGGUCACCUUGGCAAGGCAUGGGAGCCCAGAUGAUUGUUGGCCUUGCUUCUGCUCAAAGGGUCAGAUGUGAUUGCUGCUGUUUUACCUGGGCUCUGACCCAGUGGUGGGGUUUGGGCAAUGCUUCUCUGCCCUUCCAUGGAAGUGGAGCCAGAAAAGCAGGCCAAGGCCAUGGCUAUUGCCUUUCUUGUAGCAAAGUCUGCUGUCACUCUCUUGGAUAGGAAGACAGGAUUUCUGGGGAGGCUGGUGAGGGAGGGCAGAGUCCUCUGUUCUAUAUAUCAAGGUAAAACUGCCAAAUAAAGUACUUCUGCCUGUGCGAUUCCCUGGA